AUGUUGGAAGACGACCUCAAAUCUUUAAACCUAACGCUUUCUACGCUGCACAAUUUGAAGAAGAAUUACACCGCUCUACUCCUAAAAUACCAUCCUGAUCGAAAGACCGGCAACAGACAGAAAUUCACAGAAAUAUUUGAAGCACACAAGAGGUUGCUAAAAUACGCAGAGAUACACAAAGAAAUACAGAACAUGGAGAAUGAGUAUGUAGGCAGCGAAGAGGAACGAACCGAUAUAAUAGAGUAUUAUACCAAGUUUAGAGGUGAUAUAGGUAGGUUGUUGGACCAUCUCGUGUUUGGGAGGUAUAACGAUGAGGAUAGGAUCAGGCAGAUAAUUGAUGAAGAAAUUGUGAAUAAACGAGUGAAAAGGUAUAAGCUGUAUGGCAAGAGAAUUAGCGAGUACAGGAAGAAAAGAGAGAAAGUAUCGAAUAAGGGCUUAGAACAUUUGCAAGCGGAGAUUCUGGCGAGACGCGAACAAAACUGGCAGGGCUUUAUUGAUAAUAUGGAGAAGAAAUACAACAUCAAUAAAAUUGAGGAUAAGAAAGAAAAGAAGGGUAAAUAA
This is a messenger RNA of Vavraia culicis subsp. floridensis, 561 nucleotides long. RefSeq lists its product as uncharacterized. Gene Ontology annotation, cellular component: nucleus; cytoplasm. The record is from RefSeq and is a predicted model, not a curated record. The transcript has a single exon. Gene Ontology annotation, molecular function: heat shock protein binding. Bases 1 to 561 code for a protein of 186 amino acids. NCBI's taxonomy places the organism in Eukaryota, Fungi, Microsporidia, Pleistophoridae.